AGGCUUUACAUAUAAAAGCAUGAUUCCUCCUCCCGGACAAAACAGUGCCCUCGAAGUUGUCCCUGGAAUUAUUUUCUGUCAAGUGAACAUUAAUCGCUUAAAAAAACCCCAACAACAUGUCCCGUGAAGAUUCGUUUGUUAUCCUGGGAUCGACGCCGUCUUCAUCUCUGGAAGCAAGCUAUCUGAAUGUUUCCGAUGCAGACAUUCUUAGCUUGAUGAGCAGCUCACGCCAUCAGUCGAAUAAUUCACCAAUGGAUGAUGAUCCUACGGAAGCGAGGUUAGUAACCCAAUCUUACUCGCUGGAUGGUUAUAGGCCAGGCGACAAGGAGCAUGAGCUCUGUCGAAUAAUACAAGAGCACAGUCAGGAGGAAGCACCCUCAGGCGUCGAGACAUCGACCGAUUCAGCAGCGAAAUCAUCUCCUUUCAGUCUCAUGCCUAAGGAUGAAGUGCUGAAACUGUUUUGGGAAUCGCUGCAAGUUCACAGAACAAUGCUGGAUGAUUCUCACAUCACCGUAUUCGAGAACGCUUCAGUUCGCGCCGCACGUAUGCUGCAAACUCCAACCGUCAAAAUAACCGACGAGCUAGGUAAAACUAGCGUGUACAUCGGAAGCAAUUCUAACAGCACACAGGAGAUGAAACAAGAAGUCAUCGAAGAUAAAUCUAAGCAAGGCGAGUAUGAGCUCUUUAAAUCAUUCAAAAAGGAAACUACACUGAAUUCAACAUUAUCGUCUGAGCUGAUGAAUGACCAAUCGGAUACGAAAACGCAAGCAGAGGAUCAACAACGUUCCGAAAAGUUUGAUUCAACAGAAUGUUACGACACGGCCAUCACAAAGAAAAUGAAGGUUACAACAAAUAAGACAUUACAAGAUGCAAACGUCACAGCUUCGACUUCGAACUUAAAUCAAUCUUUGCCUUUGAUAGACAAGGAGACGCAAAGUCUCGAGUGGGAUAGUGCUCUGGACAAUGAUGUCAUCGCCGAAAAAUGCGAGACCAUUGCGCGUUUAGAGGCGGAAAACAAGAAGCUCAAGCUUGCCCUAGCCGACGCGAAGGAACGCUCAUACCAGCAGAAUACGCGAUUAGAAAUGCAAAAUAAGAGGCUCAAGCUAGUCCUAGACGACGCGAAGAAACAAGUAGUCGCACAGGAGACGAAGCUGACAAAGGCACUGGCAGAGGAGCACAGGCGGAAGCAGAUUGAACGCAUCAGCUCAUUGCACGCGAUCGAUGCACUGAGAAAACGGUUAUCGGAAAAGGAUGCCAUUUUGAAGAAUCAGGUGUGCUUGAUAGCCCGCUUGGAACACAAGAUCAAGGAAAGAGAUGCCGAGUUUGAGAAGAAGCAUCAAAUCCUGCUUGAGGAGUUGACAAACUUGAGAGCGGAGCAGGGUGCUUCGGGAGGGAUCGUCGCGAACGAACGCAACGCUGGGGGGACCUCGCCGGAUACUUCCAUCAAUCAAGCGGAGGAAAGCAACAAUUUUGCGGAUAUUGCCUGUCCGUUGUGCAAUGAUUCCUGCAACGGUUGGGAAGCCCUGGAAGAACACGUUCAAAUUUGCGUUGCCGUAAAUCAAUUGGAUGUCAUGUAAUGCUAGAGGGAAAGUAUUUGCAAUGAAGGUAUUCAUUUUCAAUAAAGCCACUGCGUCUUAAAUUUA
Messenger RNA from Aedes aegypti (yellow fever mosquito), 1643 nucleotides. RefSeq lists its product as uncharacterized. The record is from RefSeq and is a predicted model, not a curated record. The transcript has 2 exons. Lineage: Eukaryota; Metazoa; Arthropoda; Insecta; Diptera; Culicidae. Bases 117 to 1577 code for a protein of 486 amino acids.